Candidozyma duobushaemuli is the source of this 864-nucleotide messenger RNA. RefSeq lists its product as uncharacterized. Gene Ontology annotation, molecular function: antiporter activity. The record is from RefSeq and is a predicted model, not a curated record. Gene Ontology annotation, cellular component: endoplasmic reticulum-Golgi intermediate compartment; cis-Golgi network; Golgi apparatus. Lineage: Eukaryota; Fungi; Ascomycota; Pichiomycetes; Serinales; Metschnikowiaceae. Gene Ontology annotation, biological process: UDP-glucose transmembrane transport. The transcript has 2 exons. Bases 1 to 864 code for a protein of 287 amino acids.
AUGCUUCGUCCAACCGUCAACGCCAGCACACAAGGCUUCUGGAACACCUUGGCCAUAUCGCCAGGUCAUUAUGCCCGUCAGAUUCUCCCCUGUGGAUUUGCCUCAGCAGGCGACAUUGGCUUGAGUAACUUGUCCAUCAGCUUCAUCUCCUUGUCGCUAUAUACAAUGCUCAAGACAUCGAGUCUUAUAUUCGUGUUGAUCUUUGGUCUAAUAUUUCGUUUGGAGCGCUUCAAUUGGCGCUUGAUCAUUAUUGUUGUCGUGAUGACAGGGUCUGUCAUGAUGAUGACUCAAAAGCCGGAGUCUGCAGAGUCUGACGCCUUGGCCGAUGAUCACGACCCAGUGGGCAUAGUGCUUGUGAUGGCUGCCUCUGCCAUCUCUGGCUUGCGUUGGUCUUUCACGCAAUUGUUACUCAAGAAGAACGACUACACGAAACAUCCUAUUCUGACAAUCUUUUACAUUUCACCAUCGAUGAUUGUGAUUCUAUUUAUUGCCGCCAUCUUUGUGGAGCGCUGGUCCUCAUUUGUGUCUCUGCCAAUCUGGGCCAUUCACGGUGUUCUUGGGGUACUCGGGUUGAUGGUAGUUCCUGGCUUGUUGGCGUUCAUGAUGACGCUAUGUGAGUUCAAGCUCUUGUCUGUCGCCCAGGUCCUCACCUUGUCUAUUGCAGGUAUCUUCAAGGAGCUACUCACAAUCAUGCUUGGCCUGAUUCUAUUCGGAGACAGAUUAAGUGCAAUCAACUGCGUUGGUUUGGUGAUAACAUUUUUUGAUAUACUAUGGUACAAUUAUUAUAGAUACCAAGAGACAGAGGCUUCGGCCAAAGAGAACGGUAACGGGUACACCGAAGCGAUUGAGCUCAAGCAGCAUUGA